Messenger RNA from Nerophis lumbriciformis (worm pipefish), 1260 nucleotides. NCBI's taxonomy places the organism in Eukaryota, Metazoa, Chordata, Actinopteri, Syngnathiformes, Syngnathidae. The record is from RefSeq and is a predicted model, not a curated record.
AUGAGUCAGCUUUGGAAGAGAGAUAUACCUUUGUCAGAGAGGCUGGCUAAUGACUCUCCUGCAGGCCUUGCACCCAGAGUUGCUGCCACCAUGCGCCCCCAGGGGUCAGGGUCAAACUCUUCCCUUAUACCAGACGCUCCAUUGGUCACCCCAGAGCAGCCCAUUUUCCUCAUGACCUCUACUGCCCAAACUAUAUCGGGGUUUUUUGUUUGGACAGCACUCCUGAUUACAUGCCACCAGAUCUACAUGCAUCUACGUUACUACAGCUCUCCAAAUGAGCAGAGGCAUAUAGUGAGGAUUCUCUUCAUUGUCCCCAUCUAUGCGUUUGACUCCUGGCUCAGCCUUCUAUUCUUUACCAAUGAGGAGUACUACGUAUACUUUGACACAGUUAGAGACUGCUAUGAAGCCUUCGUCAUCUACAACUUCCUCAGUCUGUGUUAUGAGUAUUUGGGAGGUGAAAGUGCUAUCAUGGCUGAAAUCAGGGGGAAACCCAUUGAGUCAAGCUGUGUGUAUGGUACCUGUUGUCUGUGGGGUAAGACCUACUCCAUCGGCUUCCUCAGGUUCUGCAAACAGGCCACUCUGCAGUUCUGUGUGGUCAAACCACUAAUGGCAGUCAUUACCGUCAUUCUUCAGGCUUUUGGAAAAUACAGAGAUGGAGAUUUCAAUGUGGCCAGUGGCUACUUGUACGCAACCAUCAUCUACAACAUCUCUGUGAGCCUGUCGCUGUAUGCGCUUUUCCUUUUCUACUUUGCCACAAGAGAGCUACUUGUCCCAUACAGCCCUGUGCUGAAGUUCUUCAUGGUCAAGUCUGUCAUCUUUCUCUCCUUCUGGCAGGGGAUGCUGCUGGCCAUCCUAGAGAAGUGUGGUGCCAUUCCUCAGAUAAACUCGGCUGACUUUUCGGUGGGUGAGGGAACUGUUGCUGCUGGGUACCAGAACUUCAUCAUCUGCAUUGAGAUGUUCUUCGCUGCUGUUGCUCUGCGCCAUGCCUUCACUUAUAAGGUCUACAUGGACAAAAGAUUGGAUUCAUAUGGCCGCUGUGCACCAAUGAAGAGCAUCUCCAGCAGCCUGAAGGAGACCAUGAACCCAGGGGACAUGGUGCAGGAUGCCAUCCAUAACUUCUCGCCAGCUUAUCAGCAGUACACCCAACAGUCCACCCUGGAGCGAGGGGGAGGCCCUGCUCUCUCUCGCAGCCACAGUAACCUCAGCACCAGAGGGGACAAUGAGAAGACCCUGCUGCUCAGCUCUGACGAUGAGUUCUGA